CGGGCGCAGCUUUGCCGCCGUGGGGUCGUGCUCCACACCGCCACCUGGACCGGCCCGCAGGGAAGAGGCGGAGGCCCGGGAGUCAUGGGUGACUGGGGCUUCCUUGAGAAGCUUCUGGACCAGGUCCAAGAGCACUCAACUGUGGUGGGCAAGAUCUGGCUGACAGUGCUCUUCGUCUUCCGCAUCCUCAUCCUGGGCCUGGCAGGCGAGUCCGUGUGGGGCGACGAGCAGUCCGAUUUCGAGUGUAACACAGCCCAGCCAGGCUGCACCAACGUCUGCUAUGACCUGGCCUUCCCCAUCUCCCACAUCCGCUACUGGGUGCUGCAGUUCCUCUUUGUCAGCACGCCCACCCUGGUCUACCUGGGCCACGUCAUUUACCUGUCUCGGCGGGAGGAGCGGCUGCGGCAGAAGGAGAGGGAACUCCGGGCACUGCCAGCCAAGGACCCCCAUAUGGAGCGUGCCCUGGCCUCCAUAGAGCGGCAGAUGGCCAAGAUCUCGGUGACAGAGGAUGGUCGCCUGCGGAUUCGAGGGGCGCUUAUGGGCACCUAUGUGACCAGCGUGCUCUGCAAGAGUGUGCUAGAGGCGGGCUUCCUAUAUGGCCAGUGGCAUCUCUAUGGCUGGAACAUGGAGCCCCUGUUUGUAUGCCAGCGCCCGCCCUGCCCCAACCUCGUGGACUGCUAUGUCUCACGCCCCACAGAGAAGACCAUCUUCAUCAUCUUCAUGCUGGUGGUCGGACUCAUCUCCCUGGUGCUUAACCUGCUGGAGCUGGCGCACCUGCUGUGUCGCUGCCUGAGCCGGGGGAUCAGGGAGCGGCAGAGCCAGGAGCACCCCCCAGCCCAGGGCGCCUCCUCAGAGCCUUACACUGACCAGGUCUUCUUCUACCUCCCCAUGGGCGAAGGGCCCUCAUCCCCACCAUGCCCCACCUACAAUGGGCUUUCGUCCAGUGAGCAGAACUGGGCCAAUCUGACUACAGAGGAAAGGCUGGCUUCUUCCAGGCCCCCUCUCUUCCCAGACUCACGCCCUCAUGGUGACCAGAAAUCCCCCAGUCGCCCCAGCAGCUCUGCUUCCAAGAAGCAGUAUGUGUAGGGGUCCUGGAAGUCUAGCUGCCUGAGAUGCCCCUUCCAAAAGUCUCUGCAGGGAUGACUAGGGCUGAUGGAAGCAGGUGCUUGCUGGCCAGUGGGCCAGGUGGUUCUUGAAUACCUUGUACCUUUCUGGUGGCCAGAGGGCACCGUAGUUCCCCUUCAGUGUGUGGCUUUGCCCCAGGCACAAAGCCAGCUUGAGGUAUUCCUGACCAAGGGUGUUAUGGGCCCUCUUGCCUUUUUCACCUGGUUCAGAGGGACCUGGAGCCAAUUCACCCCACCUCACUUCAUGGUCAACCCUCCUCUGCCUAGAUUGCCCUCACAACUUGUCCUCACAGGGAAAGGCUGGUGGAGGCUGCAGGGCCAGCCUUGAGGGCAGACAGAGCCUGCGCUGGACCUGGCCUGUCAGGGGGUUGGUGUCUUGAUCUCCUCACUCCUUCCUAGUUGUGCUGUUUAUGCUUCUAAAAUAAACAGGAACUUAAUCACCAGUUAGGUGCGUAAUGAUGCUGUCUCAGAUGGGCCUGGGGAGGGAUACUUGCUGGUUCUGCUGGGGCUUCCCUUUUGCUCCCGCAUAACCUGUCUUUGGUCUCAGCAACCCAACUGCUGCCAGCACCUGAAACCCACAGAUUCCUCCAUGCUGCCGCUCAGCUGCAAGUGCUAAACACCCCCUGCCUUAGGAGAUGUCUCAGGCACCACCCUCUCUCCGGCCCCCCAGCCCUUGCAACGUGGCUGUCCCCAUCCUGGGGCUGGGGCCAGGGACUAGACCUCUGGCGAGACUGAGGCAAAACACCAGGGCAAAAGGGCUGGAGUGAGGACGGUGUGGGGGGGAUGGGAAAACCCAGAUUGGGGCAGCAGCCAAUGAAGUGUGACUGUAAGCUCAUUCCCUAGGGGGUCGAAACAAAGUACGACAGCCUGGGUGGCUUCCAGGCCAGAAAUCUGUUCUCUCACCGCUCUGCAGGCUUGAAGUGCACAGUGUUGGGGGGGCUGGUUCCUUCUAAGGGUUGGGAUGGAGAUUCUGCUCCCGCCUCUCCUCACUUCUGGCAGGUGGCUAACAAUCUAGUGUUCCUUAAUGGACGUAUCACCUCCACCUCUGCCUGCACCUUCUCAUAGCUUUCACCUGUGCAUGUGGAUGGCUCUGUCCUCAUUUCUUUUUAUGAGGACACCAGCUGUAUUGGAUUAGGCCUACCCUAACAACUUCAACCUGAUUACCUCUUUGAAGUCUCUAUUUCCAAAUUAGGUCACAUUUGGAGGCACUAAGGGUUAGGACUUCAGCAUUCCUUUGGGGUAUGUCAGCCCCAUUGGCCCUACUGACCCCACCUCGCCUCCAGGCCCUGGUGGGAGAGGCCAAGCAGAGUGUUAAGUAUACAUUGCACUCAGGGGUCUCCUUGGUGAUGCAGCCUGAUUAGAAGACAACAAAUUCACCUCGCACUUCUUCCUCCACCUCCUUCUUCCUUCCUCCAGCCUAUCCCCUCAACUCCACCAAAAUCUAAGUUGAUAACAGGCAACUCUCAGUCACAGAAAGAGCCAAGAGAUUUGAUCUGUCUCCCACGCAUCACAUUCCCUUGACUAUAUUCCUCCCCACUGUCUGGGCCUCAUUUUCCCCACUGUGAAAUGAAAGGGUUGGAUGAGAACAGGUAUAUGGUGAUUGGGUGUGAGGAAUCAUUGGUCUGAAGUUCAUGCUCAUGUACUAUUUUCCAUGAAUCAAAACAUUCAAAGUUAUUACUGUAAGAUCAAAUCCAGUCACUUGAAUUCACAUUGCCUUCCUGAGUAGGAAAGAAAAGGAUGAGGUUAUGUGGAGUACACUGGAAAUUUUGCAUAACCCAAGGUCAUCUUAUCUGUGAUUUAUGGGAGUAUGUGAACGUCACAGACUGUACAAAAACAGAGUUGUUGGGUGGAUGAUAUCAAAACUUCUUCCCAGUCUAACGUGCUGGCUCACUGACCAUCAGGCUGCUGACCCCAUUCUACCACUGACCUCCAUUGCCUUGUCUAGAGAGCCUGCACUUCCUUUCCACACCAGCUUCAGCACCACCACCAACAUUUACAGAAAGAGCUAUCCAUCACAGGAUUGUUGGAACUCCUUUCUCCAUCUUACAGCUGUUCUUCUACCAGCCCUGAUGCUGACCCCAAAGACCACACAAGGUUCAACAACUCUGUCCUUCCCAGACAAGCAGCACAGUCCCAAGCAAAUAGCCACCAGGUCAGCCCUUAGCCUGCUCUUCUAUUCCUCCUGUUCACUCUGAUUUCCAGAAGGCACUGGCCAACCUGCAGUUCAUCUAUUUUCCUCUCAGCAUAUGCCAUCUUCCCCCAGAUAUCAUAGAUAUCCUAGAUACCAUACUCCAUGAGAUUAUCACCUCUCUUGUCUCAAACUUCUACCUCUAUUAAUGUAAGCAAAGAUUACGUUAACUUUUCUACUUUCUUCUUUUCAUAUGUAGAAUUUAUUUUCAAAUUAUGGUGGUAAUGAAUCAUUAUUGUAGACAAUGAGACACUACCAUUCAGGGGUAACAACUGUUAAUAUUCAGAAGACAUCCCUUCCAGUUUCUUCCAUGCAUUUUAUAAAUAAAAUCUGAGUAAAGGCAUACCUACAAUUUUGUCUUCUGCUUUAUUCAUUUUAUAUUAAGUCAUAACGCUUUUCCCUAUGUCAAGUAUUUUUGGAAACAUCACUUGGUGACUUUAUUGUCAUCAACAUGAGACUA
Molecule: messenger RNA, 3772 nt
Organism: Talpa occidentalis (Iberian mole)
Lineage: Eukaryota; Metazoa; Chordata; Mammalia; Eulipotyphla; Talpidae
Gene: GJA4
Product: gap junction protein alpha 4
Exons: 2
Coding region: 85-1086 (333 amino acids)
Biological process (GO): cell communication
Cellular component (GO): connexin complex
Source: RefSeq, a predicted model, not a curated record